Molecule: messenger RNA, 2556 nt
Organism: Coccinella septempunctata (seven-spotted ladybird)
Lineage: Eukaryota; Metazoa; Arthropoda; Insecta; Coleoptera; Coccinellidae
Product: rabphilin-3A
Exons: 11
Coding region: 125-1996 (623 amino acids)
Biological process (GO): intracellular protein transport
Cellular component (GO): membrane
Molecular function (GO): small GTPase binding
Source: RefSeq, a predicted model, not a curated record
GUGGCGUCCUUUCAGUUUCAACGACGAGUCGGUGAUAAUGAAAUACUGGUCCAGCAGCUUAUACGUGCAUUUUGACAUAUGUUGAUGGUGGUUCAUUUGAUAUGCCAGUAGACUGCCUUCACUGAUGGACUGCGGAACCCCAACAAGCCCCUCGAGCAGAUUCGUGUGCCCAAACGACAGGCAGCUAGCCUUGCGUGCGAAAUUGAAGACGGGAUGGAGCAUCAAGACCGGCUCUCUGGGGUAUCAGACCCCAUCGACCUCCAAUCAACCCUUGUUACCAGAAGAACAAGAGGCGAUCGUCGCAGUCAUCAAGAGGGCCGAGGAACUCGAUCAGAUGGAACAGGAAAGGGUUGGAAACCUCAUACAAAGACUGGAAAACAUGAGACGCAAAGUGAUGGGACGCAAUCCUUCGCAGUGUCUACUCUGUGCAGAUGGUUUUGGAAUCCUCAAGUCGCAUAAGUUGGUCUGCAUGGAUUGCAAGAAACCGGUGUGCCAUAAGUGCGCUAUCAACUCUUGUCCAUUCAAACAUUGUCCGAAAGAACACUGGCUCUGUAUGAUCUGUGCUGAGGUCAGAGAACUAUGGAAAAAAUCCGGGGCUUGGUUCUUCAAGAGCAUCCCCAAAUACGUACUUCCAAACCAGAACAAUGGAUUGAACAAAACCAACACCAGAUCGCUGAGGGAUGACGACAGCAGCAGCGACGAGGACUGGAAGAUCAGAAAGAGGAACCAGAGGAGGCACUCUAGCUCUGAAAGCCCGAAUGACGCGAAGGAGCAGCGUUCGUCAAACCCCCCUUCAGUAUCCAGUCAACCGAACAGUGCCAGUCCUUGCAGUUCCACCCAUUCCAAGAUGCCAGAUUUCCUGAAACCCUAUCCAAACAUAGCCGCAACCUUCGACUCCAACAGUAGCAACGACGCUAAGACAGAUGGUAAGGCCGAAACUCUGGAAAACGCUAAGAGGGGCCUUAUGUGCAGCAGAAGCUUGACAGAUUGGCCUUGGAGUGACAGCAGAAGCGAGGGAAGAGUAUCCCCGAGCACUUGCAGUGCCAGCAGUGUGAAUUUUAAGAGUACGAGCGAAGAAACAAGAGAAGCCAAACCUGUCAUCGAUCUCUCUCUGGGAACAAUGGACCUUGCAUUCAAUUACGAUCCUGUCAAUUCCACGUUCCAGGUCACCGUUUUCAGGGCCAAAAAUCUGACACCAAUGGAUAUGAAUGGCCUAGCAGACCCUUACUGCAAACUCAACAUCUUACCAUCCACGAAAAAAGAUACGAGACUGCGCACAAGAACGAUCCACAAAACUAGAAACCCCGAAUUCAACGAAAACCUGACUUUCUACGAUAUUUCCGAAGACGACCUAAUGAAGAAGAGUCUCCACAUAAUAGUGGUCGACGAAGACAAGUAUGGACACGACUUCAUGGGGGAGACAAGAAUUAAUCUUGCGAAGCUGAAGGUCCAAAACAAUAUAUAUUAUAAAUGGUUUCAGCUGACAAUAGCCCUAGAGAACAACAAUUUCCAACAAAGGGGGCCUCUUCCUGGACCAGAAUUAUCCCAAUGGUUCGACGACAUGUGGUCCAGGGGACAAAUACUGCUCUCCCUCUGCUACAGUACAAGGAGGAGGUCUCUUCUGGUGACUGUGAUCGAAUGCGCCAAUCUUCUGCCUAUGGAUAACAACGGGUUUUCAGAUCCUUUCGUUAAACUUCAGCUGCGACCAGACCCUCACCGCAAGAAGCACAAGACUACGGUGAAAUGGAAGGAGCUGAACCCCGUUUGGAACGAACAGUUCGCCUUCGAGACUCGUCCAACAGAGCUUUGCACCCAGAGUCUCUACAUCACUGUCUACGACAAGGACUACGGAAAGAGCAACGACUACCUCGGCGGUUUGGUCUUGGGAGGCCUUGGAUCGAAGGGACAACGUCUCAAGCACUGGUUGGACAUGAUCAAGUACCCUGAUCACCAUCACAAGUGCUGGCACAACCUCAGCGAGGAAAAUGUCAAAUGAGAGGUUCGGUUGGAGGGGACAACAAUUUUUACCGAUUAGUAUGGUAGCGUAGGAUUAGUCUGAAUGAACAAAAACGUUGUCUUCUGGGUUGUUUCUGCUUUAUGUGACUUCUUCGGGUUGUGAACAUGCUCAAUUCUUCCAGUAGAUGUAGCGAGCUCAUAUUUUUGUCGGUUCAUUUCAAAACACGCACAAGUUUCGUGUUAAGCUUUCCUUCCUUUAUUGCUUGGUUUUCAAGAUUGAAUAAAAACGAAAUAUUUUAGAUUGAUGAUCUAAAGAAUGCACAUUGGUGCAUGUGAAGAACUGAAACUGGGCUAUUGAAUUCAUUUCAUAACAUCAUUUUUAACUUCAGUACACACUGAUUGUGUAACAAAUUACACGAAUCAUAACUAAACUGCCUCAUGAAAACUCUUCACAUCUUUCCACCUGAAUAUAUGAUAAUAAUAAAGUUGUUUAAUACAAAUAUGUGGAGUUACAGGUUGCAGAUACUAUUUAUUUUGUUAUUAGAGGAAAUAGUUAUCGCUUGAAGCGUGCAGUGCAUAUUCAGAUGGUGAUAAAUUGCA